Molecule: messenger RNA, 570 nt
Organism: Micropterus salmoides (largemouth bass)
Lineage: Eukaryota; Metazoa; Chordata; Actinopteri; Centrarchiformes; Centrarchidae
Product: lebercilin-like protein
Biological process (GO): intraciliary transport
Cellular component (GO): axoneme
Source: RefSeq, a predicted model, not a curated record
AUGCAGCAGGCCUUUGCUCACGAGGAGGAGGGUGACGAAACCACAAGGGGCCCACAGGCAGAAGACAAACUACACUGCAAAUCACCAAGUCCUGAAGUUGCCUCCGAUCAAGACCCUGCAGGUUUCAAAGCCGACGAGCCAGUCUGCCAACUUGAACUGCAUCCUGGAGCUCAAGAGCCAAGUGUGUGCCUGCAGCAGCAGCUGAACGAGGCCAGGACUGAGAACAAACUGCUGAAGAGGAUCCAGCAUCGCCACACGGUGGCACUGCAGCACUUUCAAGACUCAGAGGGCAGCCUCUCACAGAUCCUCACCAAGCACAACAAUGAGGCCCCGAGUCUGCAGGGGUUGCUCCGUGAGACCCAGGCCUGUCUGGCACGGCAGCUACAAGCCACAGAAAGCAAAUUGCAAAGAUCAAAGGACAGUCUCCAGCACCUACAGCUCCUCAGCCAGGAUCAGGGCCUGCUGGAGAGGGAGGAACUGAACCUCAGGCUGACCAACGCCACUGAACAGUUGGAUCAGAAGGACAAGAGGAUAUUGGUAUGGAGGAGCAGGAGGGUGGGAGACACUUAA